Macrobrachium nipponense is the source of this 534-nucleotide messenger RNA. RefSeq lists its product as uncharacterized. The coding region runs from base 1 to 534 and encodes 177 amino acids. NCBI's taxonomy places the organism in Eukaryota, Metazoa, Arthropoda, Malacostraca, Decapoda, Palaemonidae. Gene Ontology annotation, biological process: DNA integration. The record is from RefSeq and is a predicted model, not a curated record. The transcript has a single exon. Gene Ontology annotation, molecular function: nucleic acid binding.
AUGACAGCCACAGAGGGUGUGGAAGCAACCAAGGGCAGAGCAAGGCAGUCAGUUUUCUGGCCUGGCAUUGACUCUGAUAUUGCCAACACAGGUCAGAGCCUUGUGAGGCAUGUCAGACAUUGCAGCCAUCUCAGCCGAGGAAAACCUCUAAGAAUGACGACAACCCGACAAGACCCUUCAGAGUCUGUCUCAGCCGACUUCUUUGUUGUUGCAGGGAAGUCUUUCCUUGUCGUCGUCGAUCGCCUGUCAGGAUGGCCUGUUGUCGCACCCUGCCAAGGCGAUACUACCGACUUCCAAUACUAUCAGGAUUUCUUCCUGCCGCUAUCCUGUGAAGUUGGUGUCCCCCUUCCUUCGCCUAAGGACAGAUGGAGGCCCCCAAUUCACCAGCGCAGAGUUCAAGGAUUUUAUGAAGCGAUGGGGAGUUCGACACAUGGUACCUCACCCCACUACCCACAAUCAAAUGGUCACGCUGAAGCCGCUGUGAAGUCGAUCAAGCACCUCAUCCUCAAAACAGCCCCCAUCUGGCAACAUUGA